Schizophyllum commune H4-8 is the source of this 1218-nucleotide messenger RNA. RefSeq lists its product as uncharacterized. Lineage: Eukaryota; Fungi; Basidiomycota; Agaricomycetes; Agaricales; Schizophyllaceae. The coding region runs from base 1 to 1218 and encodes 405 amino acids. The record is from RefSeq and is a predicted model, not a curated record. The transcript has 2 exons.
AUGAAUUCUUACCCUCUCCCCCCUACAUUGGAGGCGCUCAAUCAUGUCUCGCCCGUUCGCCUCCCCAACUCGUAUGGACUUACUCUAGGCUUUGCUUCCCCCCGUCAUCUCGCAGAGGCGGUAGACGUUACCCCACGGGGUGAGCGCCAGUGGUGGGUCGACCCGUCGGUUGAAGAGCAUCGCCAUCACCGAAGAAGGCAGGGAAUCCACCGUCGCUCUCACCACAGGACGCCCCCAGAAACCCAUCAUCCAAGUCAGCGCGCCAAUCUUGCUCAUGCCAACCCCUACGCACCACCCACCCCUGCUCCACGUCCGGUACGAGCGCCGAUGCCUGCACCUGCACCUCCAGUCGUACCAACGCAGGCGGUCACGGCUCAGGCACCCGCGCCUCGCCCGCAACAACACGUGGGAGUACGUCCGGCGCCGGCGCCUCAAACCUACUUUACGAACGCCGCGCCAGUAAUUCCCCCUAUGCCGGUUCCUUCGGUUGCUCCCGUCCAACCUGAGUACCGUGCCACGAACAAUUGUGGCGACCAUCCGCUUCCUUACGACCCCGAAUCGUACACUCGGUACUUCCAUCCCUCUGGCGCGCCCGCUCCCCGAGUUAUACCUGCCCCAGCCGCUGCCCCGCCUCCUCCUCCGACUCAGAACGCGGAUUCACGGCCGUCGCGGGGCCGUCGCCUGUCGAAUGCGUUCAAGUCCCUGUUCCAUAAAGGCGACUGUUCUCGCGCUUCGGCGCCGGCUGCUCCCCCGCAGGUCGUCUACGUACCCAUCCCUGCAGCCGCCGCUCAGCCCGCGGCACCCCAGACGGCUCCUCAGCCCGCUCCCUUGAAUCGUCCCGCGGCAAUUGACCAUCGCGCCGAAGGAACGACCGCAAGGUCCUCCCCCGCUUUCAACAUCUAUACGUGCGACAUGCUGCCUCAAAUCUAUGGGGCCGGAAGGGACUUCCAGCGUGACCCGCAUUGGAAGGGUGCCGACAAGAAGAAGAUCAACGUACUGAUGCCAGUUGACUUGCUGGACUGCUGGUCCAUUUUCUUCAAUGCACCGAAUCUUAGAGAAAUUCACUUCUGGCACAUUACGGGCGACGACAGCUACCGAGUAUUUCCCCAGGUCGACGUCCCGAAGCUCAAGUCGUUGCACAAAGGCUUCGUCGCUUUGAGGCUUACUACUCCAGGGGAUGCGCAGAAAGGUUCGCCCAUGACAAGCCCGCCUAUCUAA